CUGGAAUGGGGAAAACAAUACUUAUAGAUAAUGUGCGAUAUGAACAAAUUAGUGUUUCUCCUUGUUUGAUAAACAAUCCAAACGACAUUUCCAUCAUGCUGCGUAAUCUUCAUGGGUAUAUAGCAGAUAAUAUUGCAAUUGAAUGGACGAAUUGUAAAAUUUGGGUAGCAGGAAUUGAUCACGCCAACCUUACAUACUUUCGGCACUGUAUAGACCCAAAACCAAACGAAUAUUUUAAACUGGACGUCAUUGAAACGAAGUUUGACGAUAAACGAGGUAAACUUUUUGUCAAGUUCUCAAAACAAGCGACUUACGGAACUAAUCCGAUAAAGACCGCAUCGGUUCAAGAACUACUAGACCGGCAAAAUACAUCAUCAAGCGGCGGCGAAAAAGAUUCCUCACACGCAGUGGCGGAACUAGGGGGGAGCGAGCCGGUGCUGCCGCCCCC
Messenger RNA from Cuscuta epithymum, 448 nucleotides. The record is from the annotation of a GenBank genome assembly. NCBI's taxonomy places the organism in Eukaryota, Viridiplantae, Streptophyta, Magnoliopsida, Solanales, Convolvulaceae.